GAGGAAAAGGAGGGAGAGGGGAUGUGAGGAUCACUGGUUGGUUUUUCCCUCUUGGUCAGAACCUGCCAGCUACUUCAGAUGGACAUCAGCUCUUGGACUUGGACCCUGCUUUCCGCCAGAUCUUGCACCUUACGGACACAACCUGCCUCCCUCACCAGACCUCAGCUGGCUCGAGGAUGAAAUAAAAGAGCAGUGAGAUUUUUACGUGGUGGUGAUUUCUCUCGGAAAACUUGUGAGGCGCAUUCAGAGAAGUUUGUGUUGUUGUCUGAGCGUGUUCAGAGGCGUCCUGAGUAGACACUCAACUCUUUGAACUUGAACUGUGAGUGUGAGGGAUGCUGGGAGCUGAUCUGGGAUCAGUUUGACUGUGGAUGCUUCAGCCUGUGGAGUCUGACGCAACGUUCCUCUCAUCAGGCCUCACUCCUGGCACCUGGCAAAGCUAUCGGAGCCACCCAUCCCUCCCCCUCCUCCGUCUCCUCCUCCGCCACCCUGCCUCCCCUCUGCCGACUCCCCUCCUCUCCCCCCUCCUCCACCUCCGUCUGCCAUGCAGCUCCACCCCGGCCCUUACACAUUACCGUGGCACACAACUGAGAACAGUGACUUGUCCAUGCAGUGGAGUCAGCUGUCCAGACCUUACUCCUCUACUGACCGAAGCAGUUCCCUGGGCUCCAUGGAGAGCUUGGACACGCCGACACCCACCACACAGCCGUACCCCGACUCCCAUAAUUCACCUGUGGACCCUACUCUCUUCAACAACAAGAGAGACUCUGCCUACAGCUCCUUCUCUGCCAGUUCAAACACAUCCGACUACGCGACUGUGCCACUCAGGCCCGGUGAAGCCUGCUCCAUGGAUAAUCUCCUCCAGAGCCUGGGGCCAAGUUGUCGAGGCUGCCCUGGUGGUGAUACCUCAGCCCUGGGGCGUUCAUCUGGCGAGACCCCGGAUGACGUGCAGCUGAUAUUACACAAAUCCAGGUCACUGACCAGGCCGAGGCCGAGGCCUGUUGAGGUAAAAGCGAGGCCUUCGUCCUGCUGUUAUGAGGAGGAGCGGAGGGGAGGAGACUUUGAGAUAAGAAAUGGACAAGGAGGAGCAGAGAGAAAGAUGAAUCCUCCUCAGCCUCCAACCAGGAAGGACAGCUUUAGGGCAACCCGGAGUUGCCCUAAUGCCACCAACAACCGUUGUGCUUCUGCUCCUCUUGAAAUUUCCAGCGUUUCCUCUUACUUUGAUGAAAACAAGUCCCCUCUGACUGUUGAAUCAAGAAUUCACAAUGGCUUCUCUGCACCAGAAGAAACUAACAAAGCUGGGAAUUUCAAAGAGGAUACCCUAGACUCGCACUAUAUCCAAAGACAGACUAAAGACAUUAGACAUAUCACAUGUGACACUAGUGUUAAUAAAGACUACAACUUAGAGACCAACUCAGAUCACCUUUCUGACCAAGUGACAGCCUCCCUAGUCCCCAUCACCUCCUCUCAUCCUGGCUCCUUACCUGCAGAAUCCUCCAUGGAGGUUCAAGGGCAGUCUCAAAUCAUGCACUCCCAGACCAAGCACUCCUCUACAGGGCUGCACCGGCACAGCGCUCCUGAGAAGCUCCUCGCUACACAACUUCAGUUAUUGCAGUUUAACAGCGACAGCUCUUCAUUGGAGCCUAACGAUCCAUCAAACCGCUCUGAUACCCUCUUGUCCUCUUGUAGCAGCCCAUGGUCCCAUUCAUCGCUCCAGCCCACAAGGGAAGACCAAGAAGCUUCUCAUAACCACCCUCACGCGCCACCAAACAAAUGGGAAGGCAGCCGUUGUUCGACACCGGGAUCUGUGUUCUUGGAAGGGGAUGGUGAUGAUGGCAAUUCAGGUGAGAGGCUGGAAGGGAUGGCUGUAAAUGGUGGAUCCUUCUCCCCAAUUCAGCCUCAUCACCCUUGGGGUCGCUCUGCUAGCGUGCCAUCAUCAACCCAGGAAAGGGUGAGCUCUGACCAGAUAAUGGAGAGAGAUUUUGAGCCUCUUAGUGCUGCUGCCAGUAUGGAUACUUUACUGGAGGAGCAGAAGGCAGUGGACAGAGGAAGAAGUGGAGGGAAAAAAGAGGAGAAUGUAGAAGGAGAAGUUGCUAUGAAGAAGUCAAACUCCUCAAGGAACCAUCGACGGAAUCGUCGCCGCAGCGACCGAUUUGCUACCAAUCUCCGCAAUGAGAUCCAGAGGAAAAAGGCCCAGCUUCAGAGUAGCCGUGGCCCAGGAGGGUUGCUAUGUAGUGGUGAGACUGUCCAGGAGGAGGAGGGUCCAGACCUCCAUGAAGAGGAGGCACAGCCAGAUGUGUCUGUCCAGGAAAGGUGUACCAAAGUUGCAUUUGCCCCAUCUGUAAGCUCCCAAGAUUUCAAGACAACAGCACCAGCUGAGAAAUCAAACACUUCAAGUGAAUCAGUCCAUGAUGCCUUGCAAACUCAGCCUCAGUCAACAACGUACACUCAAAACAACAACGUGUCCAGGUCUGUCCAGAUUCUGGACCCAGGUGUGCCCAGUUUUGGUGUCGGCAUCCGAGUUGUAGAAGAACCAGCUCCCGCUGGCAAAGCCCGCCGCUGGCGUUGGACCCCUGAGCAUAAACUUCAACCAGAACCAGAACCAGACCGAAGGUGUAGAGUCUUGGGUGAGAGAGUAUUAGGGGUAACAGGAUCACGGCAUGGGGUUUGUGCCUUCACCUCCUCCAACACCUCCUCCUACAGUCGCUCCUCAUCGUGUUCUCGGAUGGAGGAGUCUGAUAUCCUUCCAUUUGCGGAUAGAAUGAAGUUUUUCGAGGAGACGAGCAAGGGCAUGUCUGGGUCAAAUGUUUCGAGUUUGUUGAGUCGUAGGCAGAAGAAAUCCCCCAGCCAUCCUGAGCACCAAGGAGGAGAGCUCGGUCUGCACCCACACCAAAGAAGAUACUCCUACCAGGGGGGACUUCAGCAGGAAAGUUCCCUGCUUUCAAACACUAUGGAAGCUCGAAGGCAGUCUGUGAGUACCAGCAGGGAGAGGCAGAAAGAGAAGGAGAGGGAACAAGUGAGGGAGAGGGAGGAGAGGGCAAGGGAACAGGAACGGGAAGAGAGGUUAAGAGAAAGGGAGAGGCAGCAGGAGAAGGAAAGACAAGAGAGGGAAUUAGAAAUGGAGAGGGCAAGACAGAGGGAGAUUCAGCUGGAGAGGGAACGAGAGGAGAGGGCGAGACAGUGGGAAAGGGAAAGGGAGAGGGAGCUUGACUUAGAGAGAGAAAAAGAGGAGAGGGCAAGAGAGAAAGAACUUGAGAGAGAAAGAGAGAAGCAAAGGGAAGAAGAUGCUCAGCUCAACUCACAUCAGGAGUUUUAUGGCAAUUCAAGCAUCAGAGAAAAUCAUCAAGACUUCCAGGACUUCCAACACAAGGACAGCUUCCACAACUUCCAGCCCAAGCCUCAGGUGUUCUCCCAUAGCCAGACCCAAAAUCAAGUCCCACGAUCAGCUUUUUAUCCAGUCAACACCACCUCCCAGCACCUGGAGCACCAGCAACCUCUGCACCAGGGAUACUCAGCCAGGAGCUACACACCUACAGAGACUUAUCCCGCCCGGCAACAGGAAACAACCAAGCUCAACAGGAAAUUCAGCCUGACUGAGAGGGACUACCCAAGCUGGAGACGGGAUCCCAGACCUCCAGGGAGCAUCAGUCAGCAUCAACAGCACCUCCACCAGAGUCGAUGGGGCCCCAGACAAAUUGACAGCAGCAGCAGUGACCGCAACGGAUAUGCAUUCACCCCCCCACCUGCUCCUCUUGCGCUACGGGGACGAGCCAUGUCCGAAAAUGACCUCCGCUUCGACGGCAGCCACCGCUGGUCACCGUCGAUUUCUGUGGCGACCAGUCAAACCCUGAGCGAGGUGGAGGAAGCAGCGGGCGGCGUCAGGGGAGGAGAAGCAGCAAACACUGCCAGGCAAAACAGGAAGAAGAUGCCGCCUCCCCCAAGACCACCGCCCCCGAAGUGGGAGCAGUUCCACCGUAGGCGUGCAUCUCACCACACCCUGUUCUCCUCCUCUUCUUCAUCUACUGCUCCUCACUCCAUCCCUCCCUCCUUCAACACCGCAGAGGGACGCCAUUCAACUCACUCCUCCUCAUACAUCCCUCCUCCUGAAACGUCCAGACAGAGGUCCUACAGUCUUCCUCCAGAGAGACAGGAGGUGAUGGAGAGCUGCCCUCGCUGCAGCUGCAACCAAGCUCAAACCCAGGAACACCCCUUUCCCCACGUCCCGUCCAAUCAGAGUCAGGCUCCGUUUCAGGAACAAUCCUUUACUGUUGCUCCACCCAGUCCCAUGUUCUCCAGACGGGCUUUCAGACCAGUGGCCCCGCCUCAGAGAGAGAGGGAAGGGAACCUGAGGAGCUCGUAUGGAGGACAGCAGGAGAGGGUGGAGGGCGUAUCAUCUCUACCUCCACUGCCACCGCCACCAGCAGACAUUAGUAUGAGCAGCGUGUCUGAGAUUCACGUCAGCCACAGCCCAGACCAGGACAGAAUAACAGCGAAACCUCACAAACAGCAGCACAGUGUGAGACCUGGAGCCGAGUGGGAGAGAUCCCCAUCACCCAGAGUUCAUAGGGAAACGGCACUUCCUCCAGAUGUAGAAAAUGGAGGUGUUGUACCUCCUGAAUCCUACUUUGCCAUAGACUACGAGCAGCAGCAACAGCUUCGCGUGAACAGAGGCUUUCAAACCGAGGAGCAGCACAAGACCCCAGAACCAGGAACUGAAUCUGAGACUACCCUCAGUCCAAGUCCUGCACACAGCCUGGAGGCCGACCUGGACGUCCCGAUGGAAACCGACAUCGAUGAUUUCCAGGAGGAAGAGCUCCCAGCACAGGCUGAGCCAAUCACCAGCGAGCUCCCAUGUUUUGCGCUGCCAGUUACGGUCCUGGAAACGGACAUCGACACCUUACCAGAUUCUGAGGCCUCGCCGCUGGCCAGGACGAGGGCGGAGAGCAGCUCUAUGGAGGAGGAGCUGGAGACUGGGGAGAGCAGGAGAGAGAGGCUGAGCCUGGAGGAGCUGUUCCCCCACGGCGGUGAAGGGGAGUCGGGCAUGGAGAGCUGGAGAGGAGCCUACCAAACCACGGAGCACAACACUGACAGCUUGGAUAGGCGGUCCGGUGCGAGCUCCAGCUGUUCGUCCUAUUACAGCACGUCAGCAGCCAAGGCUCAGCUCCUGUCACAGAUGAAGGACUUCACUGAUAACAGAGAGAGGGACGAGGAUGAUGAGUUGACUUACAAGAAACAGCUGAUGGAGAGCCUCCGCAAGAAGCUGGGGGUGCUGAGAGAGGCUCAGAGGGGACUGCAGGACGACAUCAGAGCCAACGCACAGCUGGGAGAGGAGGUGGAGAGCAUGGUGGUGUCGGUGUGUAAGCCCAACGAGGUGGACAAGUUCCGCAUGUUCAUCGGCGAUCUGGACAAGGUGGUCAGCCUGCUGCUGUCGCUGUCUGGGAGGCUGCUGAGAGUGGAGACCACACUGGACACACUGGACCCAGAGACGGAGCACCAAGAGAGGCUCCCUCUGCUGGAGAAGAAGCGUCAGCUCAUGAGGCAGCUGUCCGAGGCCCAGGACCUGAAGGACCACGUUGACCGCAGAGAGCAGGCUGUCAGCCGGGUGCUGGCCCGCUGCCUGUCCCCUGAACAGCACAGAGACUACAGUCACUUUGUGAAGAUGAAGGCCGCUCUGCUGGUGGAGCAGAGGCAGCUGGAGGACAAGAUCCGGCUGGGAGAGGAGCAGCUGAGGGGGCUGAGGGAGAGUCUGGGGCUGGGACUGGGAAUGGGUAUGGGAAUGUCAAUGGGAUAUGGACAUUACUGAAAAAAAUAAUCUGAAGAUAUGAAGAAGAAGUGCUGAAGUCCCAUUUACUGUAUUCUAGAUCAGUUUCAAGACAAGGAACGAAAAGGAGACCAGUCCAAACGGAGUCCAGUUUAGGAUUAAAACUAGAAAACACAGUGUAAGUGUUUGUGUUUAUUGAAGGAACAGUUUGACUAUUGAUGGUUGUGUUCAUUUGCAUUCUUGCCGAGAGUCAGAUGAGAAGAUUGAUCCGUCUCCGAUCAACAUUAGCCUCAUUUUUAGCAUCACAAAAUGUCAAACUGUCCCUUUGAGAAUGAGCAGUGAUGCACCAGCACCAAACCAACAUCUUUAGCAGCUCGGACACCCUAAAUCUGAAAAUGUAACUCCAAAAUAGGCACAAGUCCAAGGUUAUCAAGAGGAAGAAAGACUGGACUUUAGAUCAAAACACUAAGAAGAAGAAAGUUGGAUCCACAGAAGCGUCUGCAGUUCACCCCUCGCUCUGUUCUGAAGAGCGAAACAUGUAAUCUUCAUUAACAAGAGACUUCAGGAAUCAGACAAAUCUCCAACUACAACAGAAACAUAUCGACAAAGUAUCUCCAGAGCCGUGAUUUCAGAGCAGACAGCACGCUGACAGAUGGGAUUACUGAGAAGAUGUUUUCCCUAAAUUUCACCCAAGUAAAAGACUGAAACUGAAGCCGUGUUUACUGAGGUUGUCGCUACACUUUUCACCCUGUGCUCCACAUUUUGUGCCUGACACACGUACUGUAAACCUGUACUCCUGACUCUACACUUAAUCUGAACAUUAGCGUAUGUUGCCAAAGACAUUUUGCUUGAUGAAUGUGUCACUGAGACGCUGCUUUUUUGUUGUUGUUUGUUUUGUUUUACUUUCAUAUUUAAGUCUCCUGGUUCAGAGAAUCGAAGGAGAACUGUUUUCGGUGCUUCACACUAAGAAAAUCUGUUUCCGUUAACAACACUAAAGUCAAUAUUGUGAUUCUUAAUUGUCACUGAUAAGUUAGCUAAACGUGUAAUGUCUCUUUCUGACACCUGCAUUGAGAAACACAUAUACUGUAUUAUCUAGCAUAAUAUCAUCAUAUCCCUUUGUAUGGCUCAUUACUGUAAUGUCUAUGGCUGUAACAUGUUUUACUGUGUGGAGUUUGAGACUCCACCAACUCGUUAUACUAUCACAUAAUUAUUGUCAUGUACAGAAGACACUUGUGUUUAUAAUGUAUACGAUUUGUAUAUAAUGAUUUUGGUUUUUGAAAUUCCUGGAAUUGGUUGUAAAAGAUAAAAGAAAAGACAGAGGAGAGUCGAAGUUUACUGUAUAUUUAGAUCAGAAAAGAACCUGAGGACAAACUGUUGCAGUUGCAGUUUUUGUUGUUGAGCUUGUUCCUCCGUCUGGUGAAGUUCUUUCCCCAAACUCUGUCUUCUGUUGGUCCCAGUUGACGUUUAAAUUGUGCAGUUAAUAUUUACUGGAGACUGGUGCUAAAGAAAAGAAAAGAACUAUAAGGCAAGGCUGGCUGUUUCCAGUCUGUUUAUCCCAAAGUGACAACCUAUUCUUCUAAAACUAGAGUAAAAUAGUUUUUUGUUUUGGUUUAAAUUGACAUAAACACACAGAAGAACUUGAUCUUUUCCCAAUUCGUGAAUCAUUUAUCUUCCAGAGACACAGAAUUUAAACACAAGGGCAGAUUCCUGUCAUUCAGGUUAAUUAUACACCACCCCCCCCCCCCCCCCCCCCUCCCCCACUCCUCUCAAAUCCCCACACCCUGCUUUCUGCUCUCACCUCCUUGGACAUCUUGUGAUUUGUAAUCUUGUCAGAGUCUCCUGAGCUUUACCCGGUAUCCUAAACCUUGGACAGGACAGAGUUCAGCUCCGUCUCUCUGAGUAAAUCAAGUUUGAAAACACAAAAACGCUGCAGCUCAACAAGAGAUGGGAGGGAUAUUGGAAGAGGAAAUGUGUAUAUUUUGGCUGUUGAAAGGUGGACUCGCUGAAGUUAAGUGAAAAUACAGCAUCUCUGAAAACACAGGCAUCUUUGUCUCUAUCAUUUUCUGCUUUAUCAGUAUCACUAGUUAACUGUUGUGUUAAGAAGCAGCAAAUUUCCAGCUUAAAGGUUGUUAAAAGUUAGAGUUUUACACUUAAUUUAGUUUGUUCUGAGAGUAUUCCUGCUGUUCUAAUGCCAAGCAAACCCUGAACAUGAGAUGUCCACAUAUAUUUGUUAAUUUUGUUUUGUUUUGUACAUAUUCCAUGUAUUCUUGUAUUAUAACAGCCUUUUUCUAAACCAACUGGAAACUUAUUGACUUGACAAGAGAGAAAGGACGUUGCAUGAUGGACCAGUAAGAGAGUUUGUUUCUUUUGUUCGUGUUUUACUUUGUAAUUUUGAUUUAUUACAACACGUUUUUUUUAAAUGCAAUAAAAAAAUGCAUUCUUUUUGUAACUGCAAAAACACUCAUGUGAGGAAAAAGUACCAUAAAUAAUAAUAAUAGUAUUUUAAAGUA
Molecule: messenger RNA, 8268 nt
Organism: Toxotes jaculatrix (banded archerfish)
Lineage: Eukaryota; Metazoa; Chordata; Actinopteri; Toxotidae
Gene: shroom4
Product: shroom family member 4
Exons: 11
Coding region: 542-5800 (1752 amino acids)
Biological process (GO): actin filament organization
Cellular component (GO): apical junction complex; cortical actin cytoskeleton; apical plasma membrane
Molecular function (GO): actin filament binding
Source: RefSeq, a predicted model, not a curated record